AUGGAGCCUGAAAAUUCUAGCGCUGGAAUUGCAAUUAAUAAAAGGGUAAGUAAGUGUCAUGGUAACGCGUCUGGAAAUAUAGAAUACAAAUAUUCAUAAGUUCCGCCUUUUUCGUAUAUUGAAAAUAUUGUUCCCAGUCCUAUAAUUAUUUAUUCUAUUCUCUUUCGCCUUUCUCAAAAUCAUGGAGAAAGACAAGGAAAAGAUAUUCGAAUUCCAGAUGGCUGUCGAUCACUUGGAACCAAGCGAGAAGCUUCGAUCAAAGAUUCAAGUAAGAAAUCCAUUGCUCAGAAAUGCUCUUUCGGAAUUCUUCGGAACCUUCCUUCUCUUGUUCAUCGGAUUGGGAAUUGUUAUGCAAUUCAUUCUUUCGCACGAGAAAUUGAACACUUGGAUCAAUGUAAGUUUUUAGAAAAUGAUAUGUAAAUCUUUGCGAAAAAAAAAAAUAACUUUUCAGAUUAACCUUGGAUGGGGUCUUGCUAUUGCUUUCACCGUCUACACUGCCUCAAAAACCUCCGGAGGACACUUCAACCCAGCUGUUUCAAUUGCUAUGGUCACUUUGGGAAAAUUAUCUGUCAAGGACUUUAUCGUCUACGUUAUCGUCCAAACUUUGGGAGCAAUUCUUGGAUCGGCUGCUGCUUAUGGAUUGUAUUUGGAUCAAUUCAACCAUUUCGCUGGAGAUAUUCGUGCUGUUACUGGAGCAAAAGCUACCGCUGGAUGUUUCUGCUCAUAUCCAGCUGCUCAUGUUUCAAACAUCACCUCAUUCUUCGAUCAAUUCGCCGGAACCGCUCUUCUCGUUCUCUUCGUUUGCGUCGUCAUUGAUAAGCGCAACCAAAUCCCAGCCUCUGCUCACCCACUUUUCUUCGGACUCAUCGUUAUGAUGAUCGGAACUGCUUAUGGAAUGAACUUGGGAUAUCCAAUCAACCCAGCUCGUGAUCUCGGACCAAGAAUCUUCUCAUACUUCCUCUACGGAUCGGACGUCUUCACCUACAGCAGCUAUUAUUUCUGGAUUCCAGUCAUCGCCCCAUUGUUCGGAGGAGUUUUCGGAGCCUGGGCUUACCAUUUGUUCGUUGGAGCUCACAUCCCAGAACAACGACCAGAUAGAACCUAUGUUCUUGUCGACGAAUCAAACCAACCAUUGAAAUUGGCUGAUGAUGCCUAG
Molecule: messenger RNA, 1156 nt
Organism: Caenorhabditis angaria
Lineage: Eukaryota; Metazoa; Nematoda; Chromadorea; Rhabditida; Rhabditidae
Source: the annotation of a GenBank genome assembly